Procambarus clarkii (red swamp crayfish) is the source of this 5238-nucleotide messenger RNA. It is a transcript of the gene gkt, whose product is annotated as tyrosyl-DNA phosphodiesterase glaikit. Gene Ontology annotation, biological process: DNA repair. The record is from RefSeq and is a predicted model, not a curated record. Lineage: Eukaryota; Metazoa; Arthropoda; Malacostraca; Decapoda; Cambaridae. Gene Ontology annotation, cellular component: nucleus. Gene Ontology annotation, molecular function: 3'-tyrosyl-DNA phosphodiesterase activity; double-stranded DNA binding; single-stranded DNA binding.
GUUUUUCCUCACGGCCCACGGGAACGUUGGGGAGCAUACAGCCCUGUGCUGUAGCUACCCCUAACAAUACAAUAACAACAACUGGUCGACUUACAGGAAGAGGACAUCAGUCUUUAUCAUCCUCAACAUAAACGCCUCUCCCAACAUCUGUACUGGUGCAGUCAUCGGGAGGACAAACCCUUCAUGCAAACUGCACCUACUAUCAAGAAGAAGAAGAAGAAGGCAUCAGUCUACUGAGCACAGUUAUCUCAGUCCAUUCACAUUUUACAGUUAUCUCAGCUUUGACUUCAGCAUCACCAUCAUGAACUCUGACGAAGAACUUGCAAGACGGCUACAAGCUGAGUUUGACGAAGAAGCUAGAGCUGCAGAAGAACAGGUGCGUCAUGAUGCAUCAUUUGCCCAAGAUGUGGCCUCUCAGUCCCAUGAUGUGUCAGAGAGUGAUGAAGAAAUUGAAGAAAUCAGCCAAGGAGCAAGGCACCAUGUGAUGCCACAUGUUAGUACAAGGAAGUUACAAGUGCUGGAUGUGGACACUGAAGAUGGAAACAAAGCAGUUUUACCUAAGAUUAACAACUCGCCACACAAGAAAGUGUCAAGUCGGAAUGUCAAGGAACACAACUUGUCUGAUGAAGAUGAGCCAAGUACUUCACAAACCAGUAAAGAACAAAAUGUUUCUGUUGACUCCCAGAAACUUCCAAACAAUGAUAUUACCAAGUCACAAGAAGAGAAAGUGAAAAAAAGGCCACUUUGCAAGUUUGGUUCUGCCUGUUAUCGAAAGAACCCCUGGCAUCUGGAAGAAUUCUACCAUCCGCACUUGGAUUAUAAAGGUGGAGGAACUACAGGAAAUAGUAAUAGAGAAAACUCAAGAGAUGAAGGAUCUGAGCCACCAAAAAAGAAGCCCAAAGAUUCUGCACCAGAUGAGGCUACUAAAAAGAGCAUAAGCUCCAAGAUGUCCUUCCCGUCUCGUCUUGCUGCCAGUAAACCUUUUAAUCUGUUUCUCAACAAAAGCUUCAGCAUAAAGGAAACUCAUGAAGAUCCAUUGACUCUAGUUUUUCCAGAUCUUCUCAAUUCUCAAUUGGGAGAGGUUGUGGAGUCUGUCCAGCUGAACUUCAUGGUUGACCUUGACUUUCUCAUGAGCAACUAUAAGGCUGGUGGAGUAGACAGAAAGCCUCUGCUUGUAAUGUACGGGGAAAUGGAAGGUGACCCCAAAGAUUAUUCUUCCCUGACAUGUGUUAAGGUCAAUCUUCCAUUUCUUUAUGGGACUCACCACACUAAGAUGAUGAUAUUCCAGUAUCAAGAUGGCCUUCGGGUUGUUGUACACACUGCAAACCUUGUCCCAGAUGACUGGUAUGAAAAGACCCAGGGAUUCUGGGUGUCUCCUGUGUUUCCAGUACUAGAAAAUGGGAAAUCUGGCCUUCUAGAUGGAGAGUCACCCACACGCUUCAAACGUGACCUAAUAGAGUACUUAUUGUCAUACAAAGCUCCUGACCUCACACGCUGGUCAAAUAUCAUUAAGAAAUAUGACUUUAGUAGCUGCAAUGUGGUGUUUGUGGGCAGCACUCCUGGGUAUCAUAUAGGAGAGUACAAAGACCGCUGGGGACACAUGAAGGUUCGCAGGAUAAUACGACAACAUGCAAGUACUUGGAAGUCAUCUUCACCAAUAAUUGUUCAGUGCUCCUCCAUAGGUAGCUUAGGAAAGGAUGCCAAAUCUUGGUUAAGUGGAGAACUUGGCAUUAGCUUCACUGGGGCAGCUGCAUUGUGUCCCAGUCCUCCACUGGUCAAUGUUGUGUAUCCGAGUGAAGAUGAUGUUCGUAACAGCAGCCAAGGAUGGAUGGGUGGCUCCUGCCUACCAUAUAAUUCAGCUACACAUGAGAAGCAGACUUGGUUACUACAGCAUUUUCAUGUCUGGCGAAGUGAAAAGAGAAAACGAACGCGGGUUAUGCCACACAUCAAGACCUAUACCCGGCUAAACAAGAGUUGCUCAUCAGCACAGUUUUUGCUUCUUACUUCAGCAAAUCUGUCGAAGGCAGCAUGGGGAAUGCUGCAGAAGCAAAAUACUCAGUUAUUUAUUCGAUCAUAUGAAGCAGGAGUCCUGAUUCUUCCCAAAUUUCUUAAUGAUGGCGAAGAAUUUAAUUUAUCAUUGCCAGGUACCCCAGACUGCCUCUCUCUGCCAUAUGACGUCCCACUGGCUCCAUAUCCAGAUGGAACAAUGCCUUGGUUAAUGAACACAAGCAAAAAACAGCCUGAUAUUUUUGGCCGUACAUACCCAUAAAAUGUUAAAAUCUUAUCAUUAUUAGUUAUCUCAGGUAAAUCUUUUAUUUUGGGGGAGGCUAGUCCCCUUAGUGGUUCUCUUAUCUUAUGUCACUCACAGUUAGGACAUUGUGAAUACACCUGACUAGGUGAUUAUCUCAACCCAUCAAGAACAAGUAUCUUUGCUGAUAAUUUUGCCCCCCCCCCUUCCCCUAUGGGACUGGUGAACACACAUGGAUCAAAAGAUAGAUCCAUUACUGAGGUGAACUUUUCACAAUAACACAGAGAUAUACAGAAAUACACUCGAUCUCCCACUCAGUUAUGUUUGGAAACACUGAAUUAUCAAACAAAAAUCUGGAUUACCUAAUCAUCUCGGAUAUCACUAGAUGAUGUCCACAAGAGAUGGCAGGAGCCCACUCAACUAGGGAAUUGGAGAAGAUAGCCACUUCUUUCUUGCUUGAUGCAUCACCAUAAUCUGAAUACCUAUGGAUCUUGGCUGAGACACUUUAGAUAAAGUAUUAAGAUAAAUUUCCUGGCCAUCUUUAGGGCUUAAAACAACUAUGCAUCGACAACCAAGUUUUAAAAUAAUUUUACAACAUGCUUGCCAGAUUUAAUUGUAUGUCUGUUUGCUACUGUUGUUCUUCAGCUUGGUUUCAAAAACCAUAUCUCUUGCAUUGUUAUAAGAUCAGUAACCACCAGUGAUAUCUUCUCUAUCACUGAGAAUAACAUAACUAAGGUGGUUAUGUUAUAACCACCUUAGUUAUAACCACCCACCUAACAUAACUAAGGUUACCCCUUUGGGAAGACUUCUUGAGUCAAUGAGAAAAUCCACUUGGGUUAUGUGGUGGACGCGAACCUAUGACCCCAGCAGUGGUUUACCUCAGUUGUUGGUUGAUCUCUGGUCUUCACAUGGCUCCCCUCCUUGUUAAAGGGGCAAGAUAAACUGUUUCUUUUUUCCUAGUGAGCCGAUAUAGUUAAUAGGAGACAAGCUUAUUCACAAUGUCCUAACUGGGCUAGUAACAUAAGCAAGGAGAGCCACCAGUGUACUGAUCAGAAGGGAGAAUUUGGUACACUAGUGCCCUCUAUUUUUGUUGGAGGGAGUGUAGGUGAUUACAAUAGUUAUUUUAUUAUAUUUAUAUACCAACUUUUAUGUGCCUCACAUGUGUCAAUUCACUGAUGCAGUACACUUUAUACACUUGUCUUAAAGAUUUUCUGAUUGGUCAUAAAACAACCAGAUUUCUGUGGGGUCCCCAUUGGCUCCCUGAAGCUAUCCAAAUUGACAUGUGCCAUAUUAUUUUGGUGUCAUCGGUCCCUGGAGUUUUGUGCCUACCGGAGACUACAAGCCAGACGCUAGUCCCCUCAGAGAGGCGCAGGGAGCAAUGGCCAUGUGAGCACCCUACAUUUAGAUUUUGUCAUGUCUUUCAUAGACUAGGGAUACCGCCAAAAAGGUAGAAAAACCAUACAAAUCUCCAACUGGUUAAAAUUGCAACCUAUGUCUGAACAGAGCCAACACCCACCCCCCACCCCCAAAUGAAAAAAGCAAAUCGUCUUCCAACUAGCUUGCCUGCUCGUUAAUGCUCUUCCCCCCCCCUCCCCCAACAGGGGAAGCUCGCUCAGGCGAGCUGGCUCGACCCCUCGGUUCAUUGACUGCUGUGCCUGGUGUCAAGAUGUCUCCUCUAGCCUAGCUUUCCUGUCUGGAUGGAACAGCCCUUGUGGCUGUUCCAGCUGUGUGAGGGGUUUUGGCCAGGUGUUCUCAUUAUGCUAGGCUGCAUGUGCCUAGGAUUACCUUCCCUAGGUUCCCAGUAAGUACUUUCCUUGUGUUCUAGGGUUUUCUUCCCUGAGACGUUUGGGUCUCACUUCCAUUUGAGGGCUUCAUCGCUUGUUGUUGUUCUCGCCCUUGGGAUACAUCGGGAGUCUUUGGCUUCCUGUCUUGCCCCAGGUAGGGAGUGGAUUUUACUAGGUGGGAUGCACUGAGGCCUGCGCAGCUUGCAUACACGCGACUGGCUUGUGGCGGCCAAGCGUUCAUAGCGACGGCGGAUUCAGCUUCCUUCAGGCUCUCUGAUCCAGCUUCAUUCGAAUUACACCCCUGUGGUUCAUUGUCUCAAAUGUGGGGGGAGGUGUGCUCGUUAGCACACGAGCAUACCACCUUUCUGGUGGUAUCCCCAGUCGAUGGCAGACAUGACAAACUCUGAAUGUAGAUUGCUCAUAUGGCCAUUGCUCCCUGUGCCUUUCUGAGGGGACCAGAUUCUGGCUCAUAGUCUCCAGUAUGCACAGAACUCCAGGGACCGAUGACACCAAACUAAUAUGGCACAUGUCAGUUUGGAUAGCUUCAGGGAGCCUCCAGGGCUCGCCCAGAAAAUGGUGUUUCAUUACAUUCAACGACGGUUGUAUUGGAAUAUUUUAAAGCUAAUAGUUUGUUAUUUUAUGUAAAUAUGGCAUGGACUAAAGCAGUGUUCUUCAAACUCAGGGUCACAACCUGUUACUGGGUUGUCGUAGAUUAUUACGUGGGUCUUCCAUAAAGAUUAAAACUCAUAUUGGUGCAUAAAAUUUGUCAUUUAGCAUAAUAAUAAUAAUAAUGGUACAGUAAUAGUAAUAAUAAUGAUAUAGUAUUCAUAAAGAUGAUAAUACUAAUGAUUUAAUUUCAUAUUAAAAAACUAUUUUUUAUGCAGAUAAAUGAGUCACAAAACGUGGCUGUAGAUAUGAUGACCAGAUCCCUCAUCAGAUGGAGAAACGAUGGACAGACUGAAAUUUCGUUGUUAUCCAUCUUCUGUUGUGUGGUUUGGUCAUCAAACUAUGUUUUAUAAUGUUUUUUCUGAAAACUUGAGCUAUCAUUUAUUAACUUUGAAUCAUGAUCAAAAUUUUUUUUCUUAUACUGGAUUGUGUGAGAAAAAAUUUGAAGAACACUGGCAUAAAGGAUAUAAAGGGUUCCGAUGUAAUAUACUGUAUCAGUUUAAGUAUUUAUAUAUUUUGCAAAUAUUUAAACAAAAAUUA